Ceratotherium simum simum (southern white rhinoceros) is the source of this 881-nucleotide messenger RNA. The record is from RefSeq and is a predicted model, not a curated record. NCBI's taxonomy places the organism in Eukaryota, Metazoa, Chordata, Mammalia, Perissodactyla, Rhinocerotidae.
GCUGCUUUUGCGGGGCGCACUAUGGCGGCCCAGGACGCCACUCCAGGCAGCCAGUCAGAGGAGAGCAAUACUUUGGAUCUGCCAUCAACCUGUGACAUAAGAGAUUACGUGUUGCAGAGACCUGGCCAGGAGCCCAACAGCGAGGCCUUUAGUUCUGUGGAAGCCUUUUCUACUCCUUGCUCUUCUGAAGUGGAUCCAGACAGCAGUAACCUAAAUGCUGCACAAAAUGACUCCUGGACCUCUGAGAACUUCUGGCUUGACCUUCCUGUAAAGGGCCAACCAGAGACCAAGGAAGAGGAUGAUGGCCUUCGGAAAUCCCUGGAUAGAUUCUAUGAAAUGUUUGGCCGUCCACAGCCAGCCUCCGGAGACCCACUCUCCACAUCUGUCUGCCAGUGUCUGUCUCAGAAAAUCAAUGAACUGAAGGGCCAGGAGAACCAGAAGUCAUCUGGCAGUGUUCAACUCUCUCAGACUCUACUUUCUUCUCCAGGGGAAAAUCCCUUUCCCUAUGCAUCAGAGAACUCAGUCUUCAUGAGCAAGUUUACAUUCACAGAAAGAACACGUGCAAGUGAUCCCAGUGAGAGCCCCUUUGGGGUAAAUGAUUCUGUUGCCAAAUAGGCUUAUGGACCAGGAGUCAGGCCUGUUUACCUGUUUGCAACCCACUGGCCUUAUUCUCUCUCUGCUUUUUUCUUAGACACCUGAGAGCUGUGCAUUGGAGGUAGUGGUUUUACCAGCAACUGAACCAAGAACUCUCCAAAUCCCCCCAAGUGAAUCCUUUCUAACCACUGCCUCACCAGGUGGUGCAUUCACAGAAGACACGAGAUUUAGGAUCCUUCCUCUCUCUGUUAUUUUUUCCUCUGCCUCCUUCAACAUUUGCAUUUAGU